CCCAGGCCCGGCGCCCGCGUGGCCCGUCGGGCCGCCCCGGCCUCGCGCCUGCCCGCCUUCCUGCAGUGGCCAAGCUCGCAGAUGCUCGAUAGACACCUUAGAACUUUAGAAACGGAAAAGACCCGCUUUUAGGGGACAAUGCUGAGGGACACUAUGAAAUCUUGGAACGAUAGCCAGUCAGACCUCUGUAGCAGUGACCAAGAAGAGGAAGAAGAGAUGGUUUUUGGUGAGAAUGAAGACGAUUUGGAAGAGAUGAUGGAUUUCAGUGACCUGCCCACCGCACUCUUCGCCUGCAGCGUCCACGAAGCGGUGUUUGAGGUGCGAGAGCAGAAGGAGAGAUUUGAAGCACUUUUCACUGUCUAUGAUGACCAAGUGACAUUUCAGUUGUUCAAAAGCUUUAGAAGAGUCAGAAUAAAUUUCAGCAAGCCUGAAGCGGCAGCAAGAGCGCGAAUAGAACUCAAUGACAGAGACUUCGGCGGGAAGAAGCUGAAGCUGUAUUUUGCACAGGCACAGAUGUCCAGUGACACACGGGACAAGUCGUAUUUACUGCCGCCCCAGCCGGCCAAACAGUUCCUCAUCUCCCCUCCCGCGUCGCCUCCGGUGGGCUGGAAACAGGGGGAGGACGCGACACCUGUUAUAAAUUAUGACUUACUCUGCGCAGUUUCCAAACUGGGACCAGGCGAGAAAUACGAGCUCCACGCAGGAACGGAGUCCACGCCGAGCGUGGUGGUUCACGUCUGUGACAGUGAAACCGAAGAGCAAGGAGAAACAAAAAACCCCAAACAGAAAAUUACCCAGACGAGGCGCCCCGAACCUCCAGCCACAGCACUGAGUGAGCCCCAGACCUUCGAUGGGGCGCCAUGAGGCCCCCGGUCUCGGUGCCAAGCAGCUGCCCUCAGGGGCUCGGCACCGGAAAUCCGUGCCCCUCUGCCGCCUUGCCGGUCGUUGGCGCGAAUGCCGUGGCGGGGGGAGGCUGGGGGUGAGUGGGGCGCGGUGUGUUGCCCCCACACCUGGGCUGCAGACAUGGCCGUACAGGGUAGCGGCUGGUUUUACCGGGUCACACUUUUAACAGAUACUCCGAACAGCACUUGAAUGAAAGGAUCGGCCCCCAGCAUGUCGCAGGUCUUGCCCAUUUCUUCAGCAGUAGCAAAUUAGGAAAUUUGGCUGAUUCCUGGCUCCCUCCAGCAAUGCUAAUUUCCCUGAUUGCAUACAGCAUGGGGCACCCAGAAACUGAAGCUGUAGUCACCGAGUUCAGUACCAUGUUUAUGAAUGUAAAAAUAGUCUUACAAUGCUAAUAGUCCGGUGUGGGUACUUUUAUAAUGGCUUAGUGGCUUCCAGCUAUUACCUGUGGAUCAAAGGUCAAUUGUUCCUCCAGAUACGUGACAUUUUUUGCACGGAAAGAAAUCUGAAAGAUAGAGUAAUUUGUAGAGAAUCAUUUUUCUCAAGUAGUUUUUUCUUUAGCUUUGGGGAGGAAAUGCCAAAUUCACUUUGACCAUUGGAAUCACGUGGUCCAAAUCUGCGUGGGUGUGACUCUCUUCCCUGUUACUGUCCCUUCAAGAGGACAGUGAGGUGCUGACCCCUGUUCCUAGUGCAUCGUCCCUCCCAGAGAAAGAGCUGCUGCUUUGGAAGCAGGACAUAACACCAGUGAGUUUGACUCAUGAGGACCUCUGUUGGCUCGUGUGACCUCCCGUGUGUGACCAUGUGCUAGCCCGUAGCAUAGCUGUCUUUAGCCACCUGUUGAGUUUUUCAAUGUUAAACUUAUUGUGUGUGUGUGUUUCAUUGACUUUAAAUUAGAAAAGGUACUGAUACGGUUUUCCAAAGACCAUUUUUUAAUGGCCUAUUUAAACACUUUCCAGUUUGCUUUGGAAGAAAAGGUGCACAUAAUCUUUUUAUCUGAGUUAGGGAAAGAUGGGGGAAGUUGAGAUCGCUCAGAUAGUCAGACUUUUGUUUCUGGUGCAGUCUUUUAUACCCUGGCUUUUAUACCCAGAAUCAUUCCUACUUGGUUUCAGGAGUGGAUAGUUGGAUGUGUGAGGUCCUAGAAUAAAGGGUUUUCUUGGGGCGCCUGGGUGGCAGAAGCAACCAUCUUUUUCACUCUCUCUGGUCUGUUCAGGCUUUGCAAUCCCUUUUUAGAAAUGUCUCAUAACUAAGAAAACUCUGCUUUGGUCAGGUGGCCCUGCUGAUCUCUGUUCACGGUGCUGUUUCCUCCGUGUGUCGGAUUAUCUGGAGCCCCCUGGAAUGUGCAAGGGGCCGCACAUGGGAGUUUGGACCAAUAAACCAAGGAGGCUGCCCCCACACAGAGAGGAGAGCACAGAAAUUCCUGCCGGGUGUCGUACAUUUUUGGUAGCAUGUUUUUGUGGUUUAGAGGUUCUUACUAUGGAGAAUUUAUUUCUGAGGACUUAAACCAGAUUGCCAAAAAGAAAGUUUUCUAUAUUUUCCUUGCCUUCAGACACUCUGAGAUGAUGCACUCUUUCAUUUAUAGAUGCCCGCCACUGCCAAGGUUCAGUAUAAAUUCAGUUGAAAUUUGUGAUUCCAUAAGCAGUUUAUUAAAUUCAGAUCGUUGUUUGGCAGUUUAGCUGACAGCCACUUGAUGAAUUUACUUUGUAUUCUCAGUUUGCCAUUUUGCCAGUUUUCAAUCUUACCUGUCUGCACUUGUCAUUGCAGAAUGGACCCUGUAAGUUGGGAAAGGUGUGUGUUUUCAGCAGGUGGGAAUUUUAGAAUUUCCUUUUAGGAAAUGUUUAUUAGUUAUAAUUUUCUAAGUAAUCGGAAUCCAUAAGGUUUUAUUAUUUAGCUUGGCUUUCCUGGUCUUCUUUCCAGUGGUCUAUCCCUAACUUCUAUAACCCGUUCUUAAAGUCAAGCAGUGCAAAUUACCUGAUAUUCUCUUUUUCUCUGUUCUUAUUUUUUUGAGAGUAUUGAAUAAAUUGAUGAAAAACUUAAAUAAAAAGAAAUAUAAAAUAUAUAUCAAAUACAAAAUACUUAUUAUUUAAUACAUAUUAAACAUUUCUGAAUGGAGAACAUUAAUAUUUUCGUUGUCUCUAAUAUAGUUCCAUAAGGUGAAUGCUGAAAGAAAAACUACUAAAUGCCCAUUAACUUUUAAAUAUUGUGAAAUUAACCAGCUUCUCAACAAGUAUGAUGGUCUCUGUCCCUUUUUUGGCUAUUUUUAUAUCCAGCUCAUGUAACCGUCCUGUACGAGAUGAGUCUCGUGUUCUUAGCUACAGUUUUCUUCUCUGAAGUUGAGUUAUUACUCAGAUUGAACGGAUAGCCAUGUGCUCUUUAGAAAUCAUGACUUCUACUCGGGAAUCAAAUUACUUAGAGCAUUGUGAGGAAAGAAAAUGAUGCUACGUGUUAGGGAAAAAGCCAAUUUGUGAGGGACAGGAAAAUCGUAGCACUUGAUAAGAACAGUUAACAGAAUUGCAUUGGCUCUUAUGUUUUAGGUUCUUGCUGCGUACCCACCCGAUAAAACCAGAAAUCAGCCCAUUUAAAAAGUGUGCUAGUGUGAGUACUGACUAGUUGAAGGUGCUAACAGGCAGAAAGGGUGAGAACAGUUCCCUUCCUUGGGGAGCCGAGAGCAGGAGGAGAGCACACUAAUCUUACUGUCUGCUUCUUGAGAUUUUAUACACUAAACCCAUCCACACAACUGAAAGCCUGGGAAGACGCUCCCAGGAACUUUUAAGCUCAACAUAAGGGUUCAAGUAGAACAUGGAGUGUUUGGAUCAGAGCUGCCAGGAGACGGGCAGGAACAGCACUGUCGUUCUUUUAGAAAAUGGCCAUUUUGUUUCCCACUCCCGGCGAUUCCGUCUCUGAAAACUGUUGUGUUAGAAAGUGAAUCUGAACCACUGUGCUGACAGCGGCUUUGGAAACGACGUGCUGUACUCCUCGUGUGACACAGGUGAGAAAACUGAGGUGAUGCGUCUUGUGUCAAAGCUCGCAGGAACGAGCUUGGCACCCCCAGACCCCACGCUCGGGCCUUUUCUACUUUUUCCGUGCGUAGGGCCUCUUAGAGACCCUCGGAAGCAAUGAAACUCUGUCAUAAGAAAACGGACAAAAAAGGGAAAAAGAAUUUCCAUUAUCAUCAUACUGUUGGGAUUGGAAUCGAUUUAAAUAAUGUCAUUUUGGUAGCCGGCAAUGAUGUUGACGCUUUGUGUGGACUUUCCUAGAUUUGAGCAGUAACGAGAUUAAAACAUAAACAGUCCCACUUGAGAUGUGACUCUGAUAAAGCAGCGUGAGAUCCCAUCAGAUUUGGAAACCGUUUGCGGUGGAGUAAGGCUGUCACCCAGUGCUCGUAAAAGAUUGAAGACUGACCUGUGCUCCCUGUUUUUAUGGAGACUCUUACAGACCAUAGCUUUAUUCUUAAAAGGGAAGAUCUCAAACAUAAUUAAGCAGUGGAAACUGUAUGACCUCCUUUGGUGCAUCAGAGUUCCCGGUCUGCUGGUGGCCCCCUUUUCUCCGGAGGCGUCCACGGUCAGACCCGUCACCCAGGUGAACGUGGUCAGCCUUCCGUCCCCCGCUCCCCGUGCUCCUGGCUUCCACACCUGCGUUUGCAUCGUUCUGUACAAUAGGAAACAAAUUACUUACCCGUGUGACAAUAUAAAGAAACAAAACAUGAGUGGAUUCCUUCCUCCGGGCUGGGACAGAAGUCCAUUAUAAAAGAAGCUCACUUUUUAAAAAGUUAAAUUUGGACAAUCAGGCUUAUGAACCUUGUUCAACAAUUCGACAAAUGCCCGUUUGCUUUACAAACUCCCCUUGCAGUACGGCUGCAUCAUCUUUGGGACGCCAUCGUGUCUUUAACCGUGAAUCGGGAAAAUGCCAAUGCCUUGAAGAGCGUUGUUUUUAUCACCAAACACACAAGCCACAAAGCAACAGGAAAUCACAACUGCUGUUUUACCGACCAAAAAAGAUCAUAAAAAUGGUCACGUUCAAAAUAGAAGUAUCCAGCCAAGCUUAAGAAAAAUGAGCGUUGAACUGAGUCAAAGUGUCUCCAUCCAUUUAAACAAAAGUGUAAAGAACUUUCACUACAUUAGACAUGUGGUCUCACUUGUAAACCGUGUUUCCUUUUGAAGCAGAAUUCAAUCACGUUGUAAUCUUGGUAACGGAAGAUCUCCCUGCAGAUGAUAUGUGCUUCCUGUAGGGUUUCCUAUUUAGUGCCCGGGCUCCCUACCCAGACUGGGGACUGUGGACAGAGAAAGGUGGCUACUCAUGUGGCCCCGUCAUCCUCUUCCUGCUGGUUGUCACCCCAGGGUGGGGGCCCCCGACCAGAGGGCUUCACGUUUCUGCUGCAGCGCGCAUGUCCUCCAACUUAAAGAUUUUCCAGUCAUUUCUCCCUCCAUUGAACCCAGGCAUUGGGCUACUAUUUUAUCUGAACGUGUUUCUGAUCUUGUGUUACCUUCCGGGUCACUGCUUUUCUGGCACUGUCAAUUAUAGUGAAUAUUCAUUGUACUUCCGAAAAGUGGUCAGUAAUUUAUAUACAUGUAUUCCGCAUUUUAGUGUGCUUGAAGUGACAGUCUGUCGUUUGUGGUAGUUCGUUAUUUGUCCCCUUUGGCUAUCCUGUAUUUUUAGGACAUGUAAACGUACCUUGUCCUAUCAAAGUGACAAAAGCAGAAUGUCAGUUUUUUGGAAUCCUUGUGAUUACUUGUAACAAGUUUUGUUUUUAAAGCUAAUAAAAAUAAAAUUAGGGUUUUUAAAAAAACAACGCAUUGAA
Molecule: messenger RNA, 5695 nt
Organism: Suricata suricatta (meerkat)
Lineage: Eukaryota; Metazoa; Chordata; Mammalia; Carnivora; Herpestidae
Gene: RCAN3
Product: RCAN family member 3
Exons: 5
Coding region: 139-864 (241 amino acids)
Biological process (GO): calcium-mediated signaling
Cellular component (GO): nucleus; cytoplasm
Molecular function (GO): calcium-dependent protein serine/threonine phosphatase regulator activity; nucleic acid binding
Source: RefSeq, a predicted model, not a curated record